Jatropha curcas is the source of this 424-nucleotide messenger RNA. Lineage: Eukaryota; Viridiplantae; Streptophyta; Magnoliopsida; Malpighiales; Euphorbiaceae. The record is from RefSeq and is a predicted model, not a curated record.
GGCUAUGCUGAAAGUAGCCUGGGAGAAGAUAUGCGCCGAUCGAUACGCUGACUUCACCUAUAGGAUGAGAAGAAGCGGUAAGAAACAACGGUGCGUGUCUCAGGAGAUAUGGGAGAGCUGGCAAAAGGCUUGGGAGGAUCCUGCAUUCAAGAGAAAGCGGGAGAUGUUUGCACAAAACAGGCGCAGUGAGACUGGCGGGGAUGGAGCAGGACCUUCGCGACACACAGGCGGAUCUAUAUCUGCUAUAGAGACAGCUCGAUUAUUAGCUAAAGAAUUAGGUCGUGAGCCCACACCGAUCACACCAUGGAGGUGUUUACCAUUACACUCACACGGAAAGGACCACGAUUCGAGAACUAUACUACAACUCGGGAGCGUAUUUGUUACCUCUCAGACCGAUAAUCCGAAGCUGAGUCAAAGAAUUUGA